UUCUGCUGCUCCCAAAUCCCAGUCGAUCCCAGAGGAUGCCAUCGCCAUGGCUGCCGCAUGGAGAAUCACCGUCCUCCUCUUCUACGCGCUCACGUCCGAGUUACUGAAACGCUCGUUAUCCUCCACCGUCUCUCCAUCGCCAGCCGCCGCCGCCGAAGCCCAGGCGCUGCUGCGAUGGAAGUCUAGCCUGCUACCGCCCAACUCCACCAGCAGCAGCAGCAGCUCCCCACUGUCCUCGUGGUUACCAGGGGCCGCGGGCUCCGUGUGCACGUCAUGGGCCGGCGUCACGUGCGCCGACGGCGAGAACGGCCGCAUCACCGGUGUCGCGCUCCAGGGCGCCGGGCUCGCCGGCACGCUCGAGGCCCUGAACCUCGCCGUGUUCCCGGCGCUCACAGCGCUCAACCUCAGCGGCAACCGCCUGGCCGGCGCCAUCCCGACCACCAUCUCGAAACUGACGUCCCUCGUCUCGCUCGACCUGUCCAGCAACCGCCUCACCGGCGGCAUCCCGGCGGCGCUGGGGACGCUGCCGGCGUUGCGGGUCCUCGUUCUGCGCAACAACUCCCUCGGCGGUGCCAUCCCGGCGUCUCUCGGCCGGCUGCACGCGCUGGAGCGGCUGGACCUCAGGGCCACGCGGCUGGCCUCCAGGCUGCCGCCGGAGAUGGGGGGCAUGGCGAGCCUCAGGUUCUUUGAUCUCUCCGUCAACGAGCUCUCCGGUCAGCUGCCGUCGUCCUUCGCGGGGAUGAGGAAGAUGAGGGAGUUCUCCCUGUCAAGAAAUCAGCUCUCCGGUGCGAUCCCACCUGACAUUUUCAGCAGCUGGCCGGACCUGACACUGCUCUACCUGCACUACAACUCCUUCACCGGAAGCAUCCCUCUGGAGCUCGAAAAGGCCAAGAAGCUGCAGCUGCUGUCGCUUUUCUCCAACAACCUCACCGGCGUGAUUCCGGCGCAGAUCGGCGGCAUGGCGAGCCUGCAGAUGCUGCACUUGGGACAGAAUUGUCUCACAGGACCGAUCCCCUCUUCGGUAGGGAACCUGGCUCACCUUGUCAUACUUGUUUUGUCCUUCAACGGCCUCACAGGCACGAUCCCUGCUGAGAUUGGAUAUCUGACGGCGCUCCAAGACCUUGACCUGAACAACAACCGGCUGGAAGGUGAGCUGCCUGAAACCCUGUCGUUGCUCAAAGAUCUCUACGAUCUUUCCUUGAACAGCAACAACUUCACCGGCGGUGUCCCCAACUUCCGUAGUAGCAAGCUGACCACUGUUCAAUUGGACGGUAACAAUUUCUCGGGAGGCUUCCCCCUGUCAUUUUGCCUGUUGACAUCAUUGGAGGUCUUGGAUCUAUCGAGCAACCAACUUUCCGGUCAGCUCCCUACCUGCAUAUGGGACUUGCAAGACCUCGUGUUCAUGGAUCUGUCCAGCAAUACUCUUUCAGGGGAUGUACUGGCUUCAUCCACAAACUCCAGUUUGUCGUUGGAAUCUUUGCAUCUGUCAAAUAACAGAUUCUCAGGAGAGUUUCCACCUGUGAUCAAGAACAUGAAGAUGCUAGUUGUCCUAGACCUUGGUGACAACUACUUCUCUGGUGAAAUCCCAUCGUGGGUAGGGUCAGGGUCACCAUUUCUACGAAUCCUCCGGUUGCGGUCCAACAUGUUCAGUGGCAGUAGUAUUCCCUUGGAGCUACUACAGCUCUCCCACCUCCGAUUUCUGGACCUGGCUAGCAACAAUUUGCAGGGACCAAUACCACAUGGUCUCGCUAGCUUAACGUCCAUGGGGGUGCAGCCACAGACUGAAUUCGACAUCAGAUCGGGAGUCCAUCACCAGAUCUUAAACCUAGAAGCAGACUUCUCUUAUGCCGAUCGAGUUGACGUGAGCUGGAAGACACACACUUAUGAAUUUCAAGGAGCGAUUGCGCUGAUGACCGGUAUAGACUUGUCAGGCAAUUCUAUCGGUGGUGAAAUUCCAACCGAGAUAACAAACCUUCAAGGCCUUCGGUUUCUGAACUUAUCAAGAAAUAAUCUCUCUGGUACUAUUCCAGCUAACGUUGGAGAUUUAAAACUACUCGAGUCCCUUGACCUCUCAUGGAAUGAACUGUCUGGUCUCAUUCCUUCAGGCAUCUCAGAACUCACGUCUCUUAGUUCACUGAAUCUCUCUAACAAUAUGCUCUCAGGUGAGAUACCAACUGGUAAUCAACUCCAAACGCUAGCCGAUCCUUCAAUUUACAGCAACAACUAUGGUCUUUGUGGCUUUCCGUUGAGUAUAUCAUGUCCCAACAGUUCAGGUGUACAAGUAUUGGACAGGAGUAAUAAAGAAAUUGAAGGUGUGUAUGUCUACUACUCGAUUAUUGCCGGAGUUGUAUGUGGAGUAUGGUUGUGGUUUGGAUCAUUAGUUUCCAUUCCUCUAUGGAGAACUUCGUUUUUCUGUGUUGUUGAUAUCAUUUAUAUAAAGCUUAAGGCCCUUUGGAUCGGUUCAUUUUAAAGGAAAUCGGGCUCUACUUAAUAAAGUAGGCUAUUUGGCUUCAAAUUUGACAUUCCACUAUUUUUAAAGUUUAGAUAUAAGACUACCUUAAAUUC
Messenger RNA from Zea mays, 2565 nucleotides. RefSeq lists its product as uncharacterized. Lineage: Eukaryota; Viridiplantae; Streptophyta; Magnoliopsida; Poales; Poaceae. The transcript has a single exon. Gene Ontology annotation, molecular function: protein binding. The record is from RefSeq and is marked validated. The coding region runs from base 47 to 2470 and encodes 807 amino acids.